Molecule: messenger RNA, 1959 nt
Organism: Cladocopium goreaui
Lineage: Eukaryota; Dinophyceae; Suessiales; Symbiodiniaceae
Source: the annotation of a GenBank genome assembly
AUGUGGGACCCCAAGUUGGCACGGAUCAACCGGGACGCACACGCUUCACGGCAGGCCGAAGUGCGCUUUGCCCUCCGUGCGCUGCGGCGAUGUCCCAACACGCCGACAGCAUAUGGCACGCCGCACAUCGUGGAGUUCGAGGCGCUGCUGGGCCGUGCUGAAGCAGGGGCCUGGGCUGAGCUGCUGGCGCUGCUGCCGCGGCAUGUGGUGCAUUUGACGCGCCUGGCACAGUUCAGUGGGCGGCAGGGGACAGAGGUCCUGGCGUUGAUGGCUGCAGCCUUAGUACAGGCGGAAGGUGCUUCAGGGAUCAUCAUGGAGGAGCUGUUGAGAGCCCAGCUGGAGGCCUUAGAGCCGGACCAGAGUGUCCACAAGGCUUUGCUGGAAGAAGGCAGUUUCACCUGGACGUUUCUGAUGGCCUUUUCUGCGGAGGAUCCUGACUGCGAGGCCUGGGUUCGUGAUGCAGUGGCCGAGAAGACCUUGGAUGGUCUUCGACAGCUUCUGCAUGCUGACCGUCGCGUCCGGUCCAAGUGCUUGAAACGCUUCAGCAGGGCCUUUCUGCACCCAGAGAUGGCCAGAACGAGAUCGCAGGAGCCAAUGCCGCUGAGUGUGGCGGAUUUCAUUGGCGAGCCUGAGGAAAGUUUACCUCAGCUGUCGCCAGCUUCACCCAAGAUCUCCUUUCGGGAUGCUCAGUUGGCAGCGACAACGGCAUGGCCGGCUGGCAAGGAGGUGGAACUGGCUGAUCAGAGCGAUUCGCCCAGAUGGACUCGCCAGGAGCAGAUGGUGCGAAGAGCCAACACCACCAACUGUGCGCCAGGUCCAACAGCAGACAUCGACAGCAUCGCCUCGUCUCUGGUUGAAUCUCUGGUGGACGCAGCUGAUGCUGCACCGCCUAUGUUGUGCCGCCUUGCUGCAUCGCUGGCAAGCUUUGGUGAGCAGGGCGAGGACCUGCUGGCCACCCUUCUGUUGACUCAUUGGCUGGCACCAGCCCUGUUGAAACCGAGUUUGGGAUUAGGCCUUGGACUUGCUGAAGUCUUCCCGGUGCUCAAUGUGACAGAGACAACCUAUUCUUUAAGAUCUUUGGCACAGCUACUCACAUCUGCAGUCACCCGAGCAGGAGACGAAAGCGAAACGAAGCCUUUACGGACCUUGACCCAAGCCCUCGCGAAGCGUGGGAUGGCUCAAGCAUCCGCAGCGCAGUCGCACGAGGAGCCACCCUCUUGUGUUGUUUGCCGGGCAAGCGAACUCAUUGCACUUGGCACCAGUUUGAGCACCUCGGCUGAAGAUGUGGCCGAGAUACUGUCCAUGAGCCCUGAUAAAGUGCGAUUGCUUGGUCGAAGGCCGUCUUCCUCUGGUUCCACAUCUGCUGUGGUUUGUUGGUUAAAGCGCGGGUCACCAGCAACGCAUCGGGCUUCACCACCGGGAGAGGAGGAGACCGGCACGGGCGGAGCCGGCGGAGCCCGUGCUCGGCCCCUGCGGCUCAGCGAGACGAAACGCCACAGCGACCGAACCCUCAAUCGACGAGAGGAGGCCCUCAUCUUGCUUCGACAGCUCUUGCGUGAACCUCGAGCGCUUUGUGGUCAUGGAGUUGGUACAGCAGAUGGUGCCUUGCUGGCGGCUUUGGCGCCAGCACGACGAGGGACUGAGCUGUCACGACAGCUGAAGAUCCAGCUGCUGCAGGAGGCUUUGCUUUGGCAAGAGCCAAGCAGUUCCGAGAGUGCAGCGCCAGAGACAGUCACUGAGCAGGAACUCUUCAACUUGCUGCAGGAGUCGCUGCAGAAGGAGCGCACCGCCGUGACGCUGCUUGGGCGUCAACUGCGACAGCGUCGGCAGCUGGUGAGGGUCACUGCACAGCAGUGUCGUGAGGCUGGGAUUGGGCGUUCCACAGAGGGUGACGGCCUGCUUGCGGCGUUGUGCCAAGGUGCCACAGCCAUGAUCCAACGGUCAAGGCAAACGAGGUGA